AUGGUGAAGUUGGCUUUUGGUGGCUUUGGUGACUCGUUUAGUGUUGGCUCCCUCAAGUCCUAUCUAGCUGAGUUCAUUGCCACCCUUCUCUUUGUGUUUGCUGGUGUUGGAUCUGCCAUUGCUUACGGUAAGCUGACAUCAGCAGCCUUGGACCCUGCGGGCCUGGUAGCGGUGGCCAUAGCCCAUGCAUUUGCACUGUUUGUGGGGGUCUCUAUUGCUGCCAACAUCUCAGGUGGCCAUUUGAACCCAGCUGUCACACUUGGAUUGGCCAUUGGAGGCAACAUCACCAUCCUCACUGGCAUAUUCUACUGGAUUGCCCAACUCUUGGGCUCCAUCGUUGCCAGCUUUCUCCUCAAGUUUGUCACUCAAAUGGAUGUGCCAACCCAUACACUUGCCUCAGGGGUAGGUGCAAUUGAAGGAGUGGUAUUUGAGAUCAUCAUAACCUUUGCUCUUGUCUACACUGUCUAUGCCACAGCCGCUGACCCCAAGAAGGGUUCACUGGGAAUCAUAGCACCCAUUGCAAUUGGGUUCAUUGUUGGGGCCAACAUUCUUGCUGCCGGCCCAUUCAGCGGUGGCUCGAUGAACCCAGCCAGGUCGUUUGGCCCGGCCGUUGCCAGCGGAGACUUCACCAACAACUGGAUCUACUGGGUCGGCCCACUAAUUGGUGGUGGGCUGGCUGGGCUCGUCUAUGGUGACAUUUUCAUUGGGUCCUACAGCCAAGUCCCAGCAUCUGAAGAUUAUGCUUAA
Molecule: messenger RNA, 747 nt
Organism: Prunus armeniaca (apricot)
Lineage: Eukaryota; Viridiplantae; Streptophyta; Magnoliopsida; Rosales; Rosaceae
Source: the annotation of a GenBank genome assembly